Molecule: messenger RNA, 5093 nt
Organism: Salvelinus fontinalis (brook trout)
Lineage: Eukaryota; Metazoa; Chordata; Actinopteri; Salmoniformes; Salmonidae
Gene: rnf38
Product: ring finger protein 38
Exons: 13
Coding region: 359-2527 (722 amino acids)
Source: RefSeq, a predicted model, not a curated record
ACAUGGUAUAAUGGAACAAACGGGUAUUUUCUCGACGCCGAACGAAGAGGUGAAUCCCACUUUUAGCUCGAAUUAAAUCUAUCUUGUGCUUUUUUUUCUAUUUUGAAAUUUGAGGUUCGACACUUUUCAUUCAGUAAAGAGGCAAAAGCUCGAUCCCUUCUAGCCAUGACCGGGCUUCUGCGUUUGGAUACGCUUUCUCUCCGUUGGGACUGACGGGACCUAGCUAAAUUGAUUUAGUACUAGGUUUAAACUUAAUUAGCUGACAUUAGCUACUAAUGAAAGAAAUAUAUUUUCUGGUGAGGAAACGGGGGAAUACAGAGAACGACAGAAAAGAAAACGAGGAAACCACCAAAAGGAAAUGCCAAUCGCAGCCACGGGUCAACUGACGACUCAGGAACCCCGUAUUUUCUCCCGACUGCCCUCCACCCCGGAGCCUGUACCAAAAGGGGGUAAUUUGUGUGACGUUGCGGGGGCAGUAGCCGAGUCGCAGGAGCGAACAGAAUACGGGGGCGCCGAGGGGGGCAGGGGAGGACUAGUAGCCAGCUACAGUCAGACCAGCGGCGCUAGGGGAUUUCUGCCGCUUCGUUCUUCCAACUCCAACGGUUCUCCUCCGCAAUCCCCUCCGACGUCCUCCCCCCUCGCCUCAUCUUUCUUCCAUCACCACCCCUAUCAAAUGGCCAUGGAGCCGCCCAGGACUCGAUCGCGUUCUCGGUCUGGAUUCUACCAGCAGUAUGGUUUGACCGGCCCCGGGAUUAAUGCCAACGGGGGAACCGGACCUAACCACCAUCACCACCACAGCCAGCAGCAGCAUCAUCAACAGCAGCACAACUCGGGUUGCCUUGGAGCUCACAGCCACCACACGGAGCAGCACAGCAUACGAGCCCCGGGAUCUAACGUCUCCCCCGGCGCUCAGAGGCAGUCGGGACCGCUUGGAACACAUCGCAUCUCACCCGCAGGAGCCAUAGGAGGGAGGAGCCAUCCUGACCAUGCCUGUGGAGAGGAGGGUGACAAGAAUGAGGACAGCCCCAGUCCAAAGCGUCAGAGACUAUCUGGCCAAUCAGUGCUGGAUCUCUCCACGGUGGCCCCACCCUCCAACCCCUCUCCACCAAUGAGGCCGUGGGAGCUGCCCCACAGUCGCAGACCUCCCCCUAACCCCCACCCCCACUACCACCAGGAGCGCUGCCAUACACCUGUCAGACACAGACACAGUCCUCCAGCACGUCGCCAGCGUGGCCGUCUCUCCCGUACCCCCCGUCACCACCCUCCUCCUCCUCCUCCCCACCACCCCUCCCCUCCUCCCCCCUCCAUCCGACUGGACCCCCAGGACCAAAGCUACCGCCACCACUACCCUCACCCCCACCAGAGCUACCCUCACCCCCCUCCUCUCCCCUACGGCCAGCCCCCAGCCCCUGCCGGAGGGGGCGUGGAGGAACCUCGAGCGUUCCACCCCCCCGCCCUGUCUCCACGGUUACUGCACCCUGCUGUCCAUCAUUCUCAUCAAGCGGCUCACCACCACACACAGCAGCAAGGAACCAUGGUCAUGGACCUACAUGAACAGGCCUCAGUCCCAGUCUCCUACACGGUGACUCCUGUCCCUUCUCAUCAUGGUCUGGUAACUCCUCUGUAUACAGGACAGCACCUCCCUCCUGUCUGCUCCUCUCAACAACAGAUCCCAGCCUGCAGUGUGGUCUUCAGUACAGGACAACACUACCACCCUAUGCUGGGGGCGUGUUCGGUGCAGCAUUUACCUGUACCCUACUCCUUUCCCUCCCUCCUCUCCAGUGAUCCCCCUUUCCUCCUCCCCCCUCCCCACCUCUCUCACCACCCCCCCCACCUCCCUCCACCUGGACACUUCCUUCCCUUCCCGACACAACAGUCCAGAUCGCCGUUGCAGAGGAUAGAGAACGAGGUGGAGCUGCUUGGAGAGCACCUGUCUGUGGGAGGGGGGUUCAACUACCCUCAUGGAGGACACCACCCCUCCUCCCUGCCCCCCUCCACACCCCUCCAGUUCCUGUCUCAUCACGACUCCCUGUCACAGGAGCUGUUCGGAGUGCCGUACCCCCACUUCAUGCCUCGGCGAAUCACAGGGCGUCGUUACCGCUCCCAGCAGACCGUGCCCCCGGCCCCCUACCACCCAGGCUUUCUGCCUUACUUCCUGUCGAUGCUUCCAGUGGUUCCUACAGUCGGUCCUACCAUCAGUCUAGAGUUAGAUGUGGAUGAUGGAGAGGUAGAGAACUAUGAAGCCCUGUUGAACCUAGCAGAGCGUCUGGGCGAGGCCAAACCCAGAGGACUGACCAAGGCUGACAUAGAACAGCUUCCCUCCUACCGCUUCAACCCCAACAACCACCAGUCAGAACAGACACUGUGCGUGGUGUGUAUGUGUGACUUUGAGUCCCGUCAGCUGCUAAGAGUCCUGCCCUGUAACCACGAGUUCCACACCAAGUGUGUUGACAAGUGGCUGAAGGCUAACAGAACGUGUCCUAUCUGUCGGGCGGACGCCUCCGAGGUCCAGCGGGAUUCUGAAUGACCUAUGACCCCCACAGAUCUAGGGUCUGCUCAGCGUCUCCACAUCCUAACCUGACGCAUUAGGGAAGGAAACGCAACAGACCUUAGAUCAGUGUCUGGGAGCGACGUCCCCCCCCCCCCCUCUCCUCCGCCAAGUGAACUCUUUAAGAAACAGACUCUGCCUUCUUCCUAUGAUGAUGUUAUUCUAGUAAUGGCCUUUUGACUGACACACACACACACACACACACACGUACGUACGAGGGGCAGUUGGACUUUUCCCCCUUUGUACUGUCUUACCUUCCUGCGUGAUGAUUGGAUUUGUCUUCUGAAGGCUGUGGAGACACUCAGUUGGACUGUGUCGUUGUCCCGACUAACCCAGUGGAGAAUAUGGAAGCCCAAAGAUUCUGACUAUUGUGACAUCAUCGUUGUUAUUGUUAAUAUUCUGUUGGUGAUGAAUCAUUCAGAACCUGACUAUUAUGACAUCGUUGUUAUUGUUAAUAUUAAUAUUCUGUUGGUGAUGAAUCAUUCAGAACCUGGAUUGAGAUGUGUUUUCACUAGUGGGGUUAUUUUGGUUUAUAAAGGUGCUUUCUCUUCAUUUACCUUUUUAAAGUGUGUGUGCUGUUGUACUCCUACAAAACACAUCUACAAUGUGUGUCCAACUGAAAUCUAGAGAGAAUGGAGGACAGUACAAUCUUUACAUUGUUGUUAGUAUUGGUUUAAGAUCUGGGUAGAGGAAGGUGUGCAGAAAUACAGCGUUGUCAGUAAUCGGGAAAGUGUGUGUGUAUUAUUUAUGCAGUGCAGCACACUGGCCUCCUGUUCACACUGCCGUUUCCGCUCUGAUUGGUUCAUGCUGUGCACUGAGACAGGAAGUGUUUCAUGAGGAAGGGGAGGGGCUUCCAGGGAGGAGAAGGGCAACAGAACCAGGGUAGUUGAGGAGGAUGGGGCGGGCCUUCUCUCUCAUCACUCCUCUCUCUGUAUCACUCUCUUUUUCCUCUCCCAGUCCAUCUCUCUCGCUCUCUCGAGACAUGGAUCAGCCUCUUAUCUCAGCUUACUCACACACAUACACACACACUGAAUGCACACCCCCGUGCAGCAGAGGAGUGUGUGUGCUGAUAUGAAUCGAUGCUAAACGUCCGACAUUUGUUUUAUUGGUCAGUUACUUAGGAAACAUAUGAUAGUGGCCAAAUCUCAAGGGAAACCAUAUUCUAGCAUAUCUAUAUAUUGGUUCCAAGACCAAAGUAAUGGACUAUCUGGAGAAUAGGAGUGUCAUUUUGAGAUACAACCAACGUUGUUCUCUGGUCGUUCAGAUCACAUUGAGAAGGUGAGAUUAUCUGAAGUGUAGUUUUAAGGCACAUAAUGAUGAUGGUUUUAGUGUGGUAGCAUCACAGUUAGGGUUUAACUCCUUGGUAAAAAGGGACAUAUGUUUAGCCUGUCGACCACGAGUGAGAAAGAUCAGUGCCUGGUUUCACUCAUUCGUUCACAACAACAAUGACUCUUCUGUUCAGUCUCCAUUCAUCCCCUCUUCCUCCUCUAGGAUGCUUCUCACCCCCCCUUUCUCUCUGUCCCUUCACACCCCCCCUGUUUUCCACUGUGUCCUCUGUCUACCCAGUGUCUUUAGAAGUAGUCCUUAACUGCUGUCAUAAGCCCUACAUAAGGCUGUCUUAACAUGCACAAUGUCACCCUAUGUCAAGUUUAUGUCCUGGCUUCCUACUGCCCUUCACCCACACGGUGUCACAAUUCAUGUUCUAUGUCAGGCUCACAGCAACCUUAUGCAGGCCUUACGACAGUCUUAUGUAGGCCUUACGACAGUCUUAUGUAGGCCUUACGACAGCUAGCAGAAGGGACAGGUUUAUUAAACCAUGUCAGCCAGGCACCUGCAGUGUCUUAAUAUGUAAGAGAUGCCUUUUAAAAGCCAGAUUUACCCUCCUUAAAGCCAUGUCACCAAUAGGUGGGUUAAUGACCUUUUAGAUCAGCGUUUAGCUGGGACAAGGUCUUCACCCUACAUGUUUCAAAUAAACCAUUCUCUCCGGUGUCCAAUGUUGUCGUUGUCAGCUCGGCGUUUUAAAGGCUAAAAAAUAAAUAGUUAUUGGCCGUAGCCGUGGCAACGGGGUUUGAAAAAGCUUCCGUUUUCCUGUUUUUGUUUCCUGGUUUUAAAGGUGUUAUACUGUCGUCAUGGCGUCCAUUUUGUGUCAUAGGAUUCUAAUUAUUGUUAUUGUUUUUCCUGCUUGGUACACUACUAGCAGUUACCUCAUUGUCUCUUGAUGUAUAUUCACAUAAGAAUAUAGGACAUUGUUUAUUUUUUCCUCUUGCUAUUUGUCGUUGGGUUGUUUUUAAUACAAAGUGUUUUAUCAUUUAUUAAUAACAUGACGUCGGUAGCUUUCUUCUCCAUAAUGUAUCAUAUCUGUAACCAAAAUCAUUUGAAGGCUUGAUAUUGCAAAUUUUUAACAAACAUUUGUACAUUUUUAAUGAGAGUUAUUACUAGUAAGGCGUUACUAAGUGGUGAAAUGAAUUGUUAUUUUUAAUCCCUGUCCCCAGUCUUUUUGGAUUUCAAAGGCUGGUUCUAUAAUAAAUGUAGAAUUGCCAACUCA